UUUUAUACGCUGCUUUUCUCGCUCUCCAAACACCCCCUCCUUCGCUACUUGAUCCAAACUUUCCUUUCUUCAACUGCACCUUGAUUCUUCUCUUCCCGAUACUUUCGUCCUUUUUUUUUUUUUGACCUGGGAGAAAGAAAAUUGUUCACCGUUUCUGCGUUUUUAUUUUUCUUGUGAAUGGUAUUUUGCGGAGAAUGAUUUUCUUUUGGAAUCUAAUAGCAUGUUCUCUGUCAUUUCUCUCCUGAUUCGUGUUCUGUUUCAGUUUCCAAGUACUUUGGCUGAGUUUAUUUAAUUCUUUCACUGAAGAAUCAGAGAUUUCAACCCGGGCCUACUCUACUAUUUGCUCUCAGUCUGCACAGAAGCACGGUGAAGAGAAAAUGAGUGAAACUGCUAACUCUACUACCUGCAGUUUCAGUACCAUUGCAGACUCUGAAACUGUUGUUCAAGUAAACCGGUUAGGUUCAUUUAACAAUGGUAGCACGCCCAAGGCUAGAAAACCUUACACAAUUACAAAGCAAAGAGAAAAAUGGACAGAUGAAGAGCAUCAAAGGUUUCUUGAGGCAUUAAAGUUAUAUGGUCGUGGCUGGCGUCAAAUAGAAGAACAUGUAGGUACAAAAACUGCAGUUCAAAUUCGAAGCCAUGCUCAAAAGUUUUUCUCCAAGGUGGUUAAGGAGUCUUGCUCUGAGAGCUCAAUUAAACCAAUUGAUAUACCGCCUCCUCGACCAAAGAGGAAGCCUGUCCAUCCUUAUCCUCGUAAAUCAAGUGUUUCAUUAAAAGGUAGAGCCAUACAAGCAGAAAGAAUUGUAUCCCCAAAUCUGUUGGCUUCAGGAAAGGAAACUCAAUCUCCUACUUCAGUUUUAUCUGCUGUUUCUGAGCAGCGUAAUGAAUGCUCUUCACCUUCUUGUACUAGCGACAUGCAUUCUAGUAGCUUCCUAUCAAUUGACAAAGAGAAUGAGUAUGUGACGUCCAGUUUAUCUCCAGAACAGGAGAAAAUAUCAUCCACGAAAUUGGAUUCGUGUUCCAAGAUCCCUUCGUCAUCACUAGGAGAUGCAGCUGCUGCAGCAUCGUAUAUGCACAUUAAGCUUUUUGGAAAGACAGUUUUGGUAACAGAUGCCCAGAAAUCAUCCCCAGGUGUGAAGAACAACAAAUUCCCAACAUCCCAGACUCAUGAAGAGAAUCUUGAUACCGAUAAUAUAAAUCUUAUUCAGACUUUUCAGUCAAAGCAAUUAGACACACAUUUAUCUCUUGGAACUGGAGCAGUUAAUAAAAAUAUGAAUUGGUUGCCAGCUGAGAGACCGGUUGUUCAUUUCAUGGAUUGUGAUGGAGAGAGAACCUUUGUGGAAGCCACUGCUGAUUCUCCUCUGGAGUCAAUUACUCAGUACCAGGCUUUACCCUCUUUUAGUCUAACGUUAUCUAACCAAAUGCACCUCCACUCACCUGUAAGUUUUUGUGGGGAUGAAAACUUCAAAGAGAAGCGAAAUCUGAAUGGAAAGUCUUGUGCUAAUUCAGUUGCUGGGUUGGAAAAUAGGGAGAAGAAUUCAGAAAGUGAUUCUCAGUGUAUAAAACCACAUUCUCGCAAUUGUUCGAAGGGAUUUGUACCAUACAAAAGAUGCUUUACGGAGAGAGACAUGAAAUCUUGUGUGAUGGGAUCAGAAGAACAGGAUGGGCAAAGGGCCCGUGUAUGCUGAUGGUGCGCAUUAGUUCCUUCCAUGCGUUUUGGUAAGGAGCCGACACAGGUAAGUAUUGUGACAAUGGUGAACAAUGUUGCAGAUGACGCUUGAAAAAGCAUGGAACUCUUUGUCAUAGCUCUCAAAAUUGCCAAUUUUCUUUUGUUUAGACAAGAAGAUGCUGGGAUGAAGAUGCUUCAAAUCUGGGGUUGGUGAAUGGACCAACUCCCAAACAUACUGAUAGAAUUAAUUGAUUUUUGAAAUUUAGCUCGUCCUAAUUUUUUUUUUUA
Molecule: messenger RNA, 1957 nt
Organism: Carica papaya (papaya)
Lineage: Eukaryota; Viridiplantae; Streptophyta; Magnoliopsida; Brassicales; Caricaceae
Product: protein REVEILLE 7-like
Molecular function (GO): DNA binding
Source: RefSeq, a predicted model, not a curated record